GGUCACACCGAACUUGCUCUUUUCUUUUAUAAACAAAAAAAAAAACGUAUUCAACUGAAAUUUUGAGGGUGCCGGUUACUCCCAGGAUAUGAGUCACCUGCCAGUCAAUCCUUUAAACAAAUUGCGCAAACAUGUCCGAUUCUAAGAGCCCCAACUCCUGCGUGGAAACACCCACAGCACCUGAAUGGCUGUCGAAGUUGGAAAACAGUCGGUCGGAAAAUGUCCUGAAGCGAUCAAAGCUGGGCCAUGAGAGUGGGGCGGGAGCACCCUGCAGCGAGUGCAAGGACAAGUGCCCGGGACUGGAUCUCCACUUCUGGCGCAAGGUCUGUCGCAACUGCAAGUGCCGAAAGAAUCAACACAUUUGCAUGGAUGAUGACGCCACCGGCUGGGCACAAUUCGAGAUUCUCGGCCAGAUAAGGGCCAAGCCAGCAUAUAUUAAAAUCAAGGCCCUUGCCAGCCAGCCGGUUCAACUGGAAUGGGUGCCACCGAAUGCGGCUCCCGACGUGGUCACGGAUUACAUGGAGAAACUGGGUCCUGCCCAGAUACCCGUGGCUGGUAGCGAUGCGGCCCACAGGCGAAAGCAGCAAUUGGAGUUCCAGGUACCUCCACACGACCUGGAUGCAGCUCUGUGCGAUGGUUUGUCCGAAACAGAAGCCCGACAGCUGCAGCAGUAUGUGCAGAAGCUUCGCGAGCAGUGCGUGGGCCAGGGAAUAGUUGUGCGCGUUGGCAACCGCUUGACACAUGGCCAUGUUGAGCAUGUGGCACCCCCAAUCCACUCGGAAGCGGCCAACAAGGCCUGGCAAUAUCUGGGCCUCUCGCCCGUGGCUGAUGCCACACUCACAGAGCUGCUGUCCAAUCCGAAGGUUAGCGAUGCCCUGUCCAGCCAGGUGAAUGCCCAGCCCAAGCUGCUAGUGGCCUUCUCGGAGCCCUUGACCGACUCGAUAACACAGUUUGAUGAAAACGGUGCCCUCCAGGCACAGACCAAGGAAAAGCUGCUGGGAAUCAGCAAGACAGCGCUGCAAAGUCUCGUUACCCAUGGCGUCAUCUAUGACAAAGUGCUGGGCAUGCUUCAGGAGAAGAACCUGAACAUUUCAAGGGAUCCCCAGCUGGGGCCCAUCGCCGAGUUCCGCAAGGAGUACGUGAAUAAUCCACAAUUCAGGGCAGAGAUCAACACCAUCUGUCCGCAGCCCAUGACGGCGGUAACGCCACUAAAAUCCUCGCCAGCUACUCCCUUCAACUCUCCGCUGCCGCUCAAGAAUCCGGUGCAGGCCAGGUUCGGGGCCCAAAUGCGACAGGACACGCCCAUGCGACGUGUCAAGUUCGGCGGAGUCUCCACCAUUGUCUACGACUGCGGUCUGCCGGCCAACAUUGACUAUGAGCGCGAUCCGGUCUUUGCCCAGAUCAUACAAGCGGAGCCGCUGAAACAUGCACUGCUAGAGGUGCGUGCCGGACGCCCUCCUCCGCCCGUAAUCAUUGCCAGCUCGCCAGCUGCCGUGGAGAGCCUCAGCCAGCUGAACGGGCUGUCGCCCACAACCAAGGGGCAGCUGCAGGAAGUCGGAGUGGACAGGCAUAUGCUCCAAUCGGCUGUGGCCAAUGCUCCGUACUACGAUCGUCUCUUCCGCACCCUCCAGGACAAAGGAAUCGAACACGACAAGUGCCAGCUACUGCAGCCCAUCAAGCAGGUGCACGACUGGCUGCUGAACGACGAGCAGCUCCUCGAGGAUAUUGACAAGGUGUUCGCUGACAUGGCCAAUGCCAGUCGAGACAUUGCCUAUGCAAAGCCGUACGGAGAUUUGCCCACUUCCCAGAGCAACGAUUCCGGCUUCCAUUCGAAGCCGUCGACCCCAGGCUAUGGCAGCGAAGACCUUACCCCCGGCCUGGGCAAAUUCACCACCAUUCCAGGCAUCGAGGACAUGAACAUGUAUCCCAAUUGUGCGGGCAUGCCGGAGCAGUUCCAGCAGUUGCGCCUGCAGGGCAACGAGCCAUCAGCCAGAGAGCCCGUGCCCAGCAUAAACUGCGGCGAUUGCAAUCAGCCCAUUGGCUGCGGCGAGGUGGCCGUCAAGGCGGAGCGCGCUGGCAAGGAGAUUGCCUGGCAUCCCGGCUGCUUUAAGUGCCACACUUGUCGCGAGCUUCUGGCCGACUUGGUGUACUUCUUCCACCAGGGACAGGUGUAUUGUGGCCGCGACCUGGCCAUCAAACUGAAGAUACCACGCUGCAAGGCCUGCGACGAGCUGAUCUUCACCAAGGAGUACACUGCUGCCGAGGGCGCCACGUACCACAUAAAGCACUUUUGCUGCUAUCAGUGCGAUGAGCCGCUAGCCGGUCAGCAGUACAUUCCGGACGAGAAGUCCAACAUGCCGCUCUGCCUGCAGUGCUACGACAAGUUCUUCGCCGUCAAUUGUAGACAAUGCCAGCAGCCCAUCGGUCCGGCGGACCAAGGUGUGGCGUGGGGCGACAUCCACUGGCACGGCCAGUGCUUUGUCUGCGCUGGUGUCCAGUGCUCAAAGUCGCUGAUCGGCGGCCGCUUCUGUGUCAAGCAGGACUUGCCCUUUUGCAGUCCGACCUGUGUACGCAGCCGCAUUCCAUGAACCCCGAACGAAACCACUUAACAGUAUUUAAAUGUGAAAGCACAAAGUAUAAUGUAACCCCAAAAUGAAUAUCUAACUGAUUGCAACAGACUCAAAGUGCCUAGAAUAGAUUUCAAUGCAACGAUAUUUACAACUCCAAACACUUUUGCCGUGCCAAUA
Molecule: messenger RNA, 2747 nt
Organism: Drosophila obscura
Lineage: Eukaryota; Metazoa; Arthropoda; Insecta; Diptera; Drosophilidae
Gene: Tes
Exons: 4
Coding region: 132-2588 (818 amino acids)
Molecular function (GO): zinc ion binding
Source: RefSeq, a predicted model, not a curated record